UUCCAAUAGACACUCAAUAGCCAUUCGGCUUUGUCGAUGUUAGCAAAUGCUUCAACUACCCCACUCCACUUUAUGCCCAUAUGCAUCUUCAGCCGUUUGGUUCAUAAUUUCAAAAACCUUAAGACGUUUUUAAAAAAAAAGUUUGACUUGGUAUAAUUAGAUAUUCACCUCCAAAAAAAUAACCGUAGUAAAUCGGAAAACUCUUACUUCCAUUGGUUUUCUGACGUUGGUUUAUCUCCCCAUAUCAGGAUGGAGCCUCCCACAGCAAAAGCGUUUUUGAUUUUGGUGGCAUAUUUAGCUGCCGCAGUAAAUGGAGCCUUGGUUGUGAGUACUGAAAAACACGAUAAAGAGGGCAAAGGCACCCCAACCACCUCCAUUCCAGAGAUAUACCAAAUGCGAAUCACGUCUAAUAUUCGCAACCGUUUUGCUCACACAACAGUUACAAGUAGAGUUAGAAAUUCCGUCGAUAAACCUCAGGAGGCGGUAUUUUCCGUUGUGCUGCCGGAAGCUGCGUACAUUUCGGGAUUUGUUAUGGAAAUCGAUGGCAAAAAUUACACGGCGUAUGUUAAAGAGAAGGAGGAAGCUAAGCGCGUCUAUGAACAGGCAGUAGCAAGCGGAGCAGGUGCAGCACAUGUGGCGGUGAGUGCACGUGAUUCGAACAGGUUCGUGGUAUCUGUAAAUAUCGAGCCGGAGUCGAAAGCCGUCUUUUACUUGACAUACGAACAGCUUUUGGGUCGAAAAGACAGCCGUUACGAGCAGAUUAUUAACAUCCAUCCUGGUCAAGCUGUCAAAGAUCUUAGUGUUGAAGUCGUAAUUGCUGAAAGCAGAAAAAUAACAGACUUAAAAGCACCGCCUCUACGUUCCGGAAACGAAAUUGGUACGGACAAACCGGAACUGGAUCCCAGAGCAGACAUAGAAAUCGUCAAUGAUACCGCAGCCGUGGUGACGUUUAGUCCAAAUGUGGAACGGCAAAAGGAGCUGGCGCAUGUAUUUGGAACGAAAGAGGAAGAAGGUCUGUCUGGGCAGUUUGUAGUGCAAUACGACGUUGAAAGGGAUCCGAGUGGAGGUGAAGUUCUGAUUCAAGAUGGAUACUUUGUCCACUUUUUUGCACCUAAGGACUUGGAGCCUCUACCAAAACACGUAGUUUUUGUAUUAGACACAAGUGGCAGCAUGUGGGGUCAAAAGAUACAGCAGCUCAUUCAAGCGAUGCAUAGCAUUGUCGAUCAAUUGCACGAAACUGACCUGAUAAGUUUAGUAGAAUUUAGCAGUAACACAAAGGUGUGGGAUUUGAAUAAUCCAGAAAAAAGUACUUGGUACCCUCGUUCGCACAGAAUGUAUUACGAUCAUGAUGUGAACACACUUGUGACGUUAGAUAAUGCAACGUUCCCAGAUGCCUUUCCGGUUAAUGCCGAAAUCAUUAGUAAAGCAAAGUUAGCAGUUUCCAGUAUGAACGCCGAUGGCACUACGGCCAUGUACGGUGGCCUACAAGUUGCUUUACGGUUAGUGGAAUUGGAGAGAAAGAGGCAAGACGAAGCUAACGAUGUCAAACGUCAACCAAUAAUAAUAUUUUUGACCGAUGGAGAACCUACAGAUGCCAGCCCGAACGAUUUAACUACCAAGAUCACCGAAUUUAACUCGGAAGCUAGAAGGGCGCCGAUUUUCGCUUUAUCCUUUGGUGACGGUGCAGAUAGGGAGUUUUUACAAAAAUUAUCCUCUCGCAAUUCAGGAUUUUCAAAACGCAUUUACGAAGCCGGCGACGCCUCUUUACAGCUUGAAGAUUUUUACAGAUUAGUUUCGUCUCCAUUGUUAUCCAACGUCAAAUUCAAAUAUGAGUCCACCACAGCAACAAACGUUACCAAAACUGUAUUCCCAAUAUACUUUGGGGGUUCAGAAAUUGUAGUUGCAGGUAUCUGUACUGCCCGAUUCCCGAUGCCGACUAUUGAAGGCUUGGGGAUACGGGGGCCAAUCACUCUCAAACCCAUUGUAACUACAACGACGACGUCUUACAUGGAACGAAUUUGGGCGUAUUUGAGCAUCAGGCAAUUACUGGAGAAGAAAGAAGCUACAGAAGGAGAUGAAAAUCAAUUGAAAAUGGAGGCGUUAGAUUUGGCACUGAAAUACAACUUUGUGACACCGGUCAGCUCGUUAGUUGUCGUAAAACCGAAUGACACCCAAGCUGUAGACGCGGAGGAAGCUAAACGCCGGCCAACGUUCUCAGGUUUUGGAGGCACUGCGCAUUACGGUAUGCAAGCAGGAGUACCAAUAGGACUACCUGGUCUACCAGGCAUAGCAGGACCACCAGGUUUUGGUUCUCAUUAUGGGAUGUCAGCAGGACGGCCAGGACCACCCGGCUAUCGUCACGACACGCUGCCACUUGCACUUCCUGAACCAAUUUCAAUUGGUCCGUCUCCCUCCCUGGAUCCCUCCGAGGUGCUGUUAAGCAGUCUGCUACAAACUUUCUCCUGGCUGGCCAACAUUCUUCAGGACGGGAUGGUAAAGACACCUAUAGGGUCGUACAAGUUGGGACUCAAUGAAACCAUUCCCUAUGUAGCAUGUCCAAAAGCAACCAAUAACCAACCUGGACAGUGCAAGUUACUUCACAAUUGCCAUCAAGCAGUACUUCCAACGGUGACUGAUUUCUAUGAUCACUUCUGUGUCUUGAAAAACGAGUUUGCUGGUGUUUGCUGCCCCACGUAAAGUGUUCGGCAUGUUUCCUGAAGAAAAAAAAAUAUAAGCUCUACUGUUUUAUAUAUUUUUUAUUCAUUAAAGUUUAAAUCUA
Messenger RNA from Photinus pyralis (common eastern firefly), 2779 nucleotides. RefSeq names its product inter-alpha-trypsin inhibitor heavy chain H4-like. Bases 250 to 2697 code for a protein of 815 amino acids. NCBI's taxonomy places the organism in Eukaryota, Metazoa, Arthropoda, Insecta, Coleoptera, Lampyridae. The record is from RefSeq and is a predicted model, not a curated record. The transcript is spliced from 9 exons.